Molecule: messenger RNA, 896 nt
Organism: Prorocentrum cordatum
Lineage: Eukaryota; Dinophyceae; Prorocentrales; Prorocentraceae
Source: the annotation of a GenBank genome assembly
AGCCACUUUGGCUCAAGGCCGUUUCGGCUCCGCCGGCCCCCGAGCGUGCGCCGCCACCCAGAGAGCCGAAGCAGCACAUGCACCGAGGCGCCUUACGCCUCGGCCUCGCUCCGCGAUGCGACGCGCUCUUCCGCAAGGGCGGCUGGCUGGCGGAGGAUCCGGCGCGGGCCCCCGCGGCUCCGCCGGGCUGGCGCGAGUACUGCGCGACCAUCUGGAGCAACCCUCGAGGAGCCCUGCGGGCGCAGGGGCUCCGCCUCGCGCGGGGCUGCCUCCUGGAGCACGCCGCGGGGGCGGGCGCCGUGGUGGUGCCCGCGAACAAGGGGCUCGUGGGCCCGGCGAGGCCAGAGUUCUGGAUGUUCGCGUCUCACGCUGGCGGCUCGGUCGACGAGCUGGUGCACCGGGCUGCCGGCCCAGACCUGCUGGAAGCAUGCGGCAGGGUGCCAGCACGGGGCGGCAUACGGUGCGCGGUGGGGAGCGCCGUCGCCACGCCCGGGACGCAUCUCUUCCUCCCCCGCGGGCACGUCAUACACGCGGUGGCACCCGUCUGGCACGCCGCCGAGACGACCGGCCCCGCUCUGGUGUCGGCGUGGCGCGCGGCCUUCGCGGAGGCGGGGCGCCUUGGCGCCGCGUCCCUGGCGUGCCCGGCGCUCGGGUGCGGGACGAACGGCACGCCCCUGCGGCUCGGCGCGCAGUGCUGCUUCCUCGCGUGGCGCGGCAUGCGCGGGGCGGGGCUCGACGUGACCGUCGUCCUCGCCACAUUCGAGGCGUGGCAGGCCUGGACGGACGUCGCGUUCUUCGAGCGGGGGCGCGGCCUCAGCGCUGCGAGAGGCAGUGAGCCGCAGGGUGGGGGCUGACUCCCGCGAGGGCCCUGCGGGGCUUGGUGCCGCCUCGCCGAA